Cylicostephanus goldi is the source of this 303-nucleotide messenger RNA. The record is from the annotation of a GenBank genome assembly. NCBI's taxonomy places the organism in Eukaryota, Metazoa, Nematoda, Chromadorea, Rhabditida, Strongylidae.
UCAAUUUGGUCUGCUCCACUGAUAAUGUCAAAUGAUCUACGAGCCAUAGAUCCGCAGUUCAAGGACAUUUUGCAAAAUCGUGACGUCAUAGCUAUAGAUCAGGAUCCACUUGCUAUCAUGGGACGACUAGUCUUGAAUACCGUCCAGUUCGCUCUUUCCCGCGUUGGAAUGAACAACACAGCAGGCUACCAAGUAAAGGACCUUUGGAGCAAACAAGAUAUGGGCGUAAUGAAACCUUCCGAUACUUUGAAGGUCAGCGUACCGCCGACUGGCAUCUCCAUGCUGAAAGCAACCGUAAUAUGA